CCAGCUGCUGGAUCUCGCCAUCGGGAUGCCCCAGAAUGGAGUCAUCCACUUUGCGGCCAUGAGGAAACUGCUGCGGGCCGUGCUGGGACACCUGGAUGUGCAGUACCUGACAGCCCAGGAGCCGUGGACAGGCGAGCUGCGUGGCCCCUCACUUGCUGAGUUGGCUGCUGAUGUAAAACAAAUGAAGCAGGAGAUGGAAUCCUAUAAGAAACUCAUGUCUGAGGAGAUUAGUGGGAUAAAGGCUGAACAUUCCCGUGUGUCAGAGGACAUCAGAAAGAUCCUGGAGGCGCAGUCCUACAUGGCAGAGGACAUAAAGAAGCUCCAGGAAGAGUAUUACCAGGCCAUGGCUGACUACCAGAAUCUUCGGGAGGAGAUUGGCAUGAUUAAGACAACACAGUCCCACAUGGCAGAGAAGAUGAGAGAGACAUUUGCAUCGAUGAAGAAGAUGGACGACAACAUCGGAAAGAUGAGGGAGGAUGCAGAGAUGUGGAAAGAAGAGAUCAGUGAGCAGAUGACUCAACAACUGGAGUCCGUGCUGCAGGAGACAAAGACUGAACUAAAGAAGAUGGAGGAACAGCAGGAGAUGAGGAAUGCCAUGCUGGAAGAGAUGGUGAAUGAGGCAACCAACCAGAUGAAUGCUCAGCUGGGCGAGCUGGCAGAGAUAACAGGGACUAUGCAGGAGGAGACAGAGAUGGAGGAGCCAGACUGUUCCAACUGCACCUUCAACAUCAGAGUGUUUUUGGGGGAGCUCGUCAAGCGCUGUGAGAAACUCGAGGAGGAGGUGGACUCCCUGGAGUCACAGCACACAGCCGUGGGCAAGGUGGAGAACAUCAUAAAGCAAAGGAGACAGGUAGGGUGUUGGCACCACGGGGGACUCGGGA
Molecule: messenger RNA, 881 nt
Organism: Neopelma chrysocephalum (saffron-crested tyrant-manakin)
Lineage: Eukaryota; Metazoa; Chordata; Aves; Passeriformes; Pipridae
Product: cTAGE family member 2-like
Exons: 7
Source: RefSeq, a predicted model, not a curated record